GGGGGCGGGGCGGGGGGCGGGGCCGGCUCCAUCCGGGUCCCUCCCCGCCGCCGGGCAGUGCGGGCGGCGCGAGCCUCGGCGGGACGGUGCGGGCACGUACGAGCCCUCCCAGCAUCCGCCACUGCGCCGGGUUUGGCCAGGGCUGCACACGGGUCCCAUGGGAUGGAAAACCGAUGGAUUCCUAUCAUUUCAGUUCCCGUGGGCGUUCGGUUCAAUGGCGUAGACCGUAGCCUGAAUUCAUAUUAACACGUCUGGUUUGUGACGGGUGUAAACAGAGCUGCCUUGAGCGUGUCAAACGGCCCCUGAGUAAAUCAGUAACUGGCGGCGGAAGAAUAUAGCCCCCAACGGAAGAAAUGCUUGGGGGCAACGUGGAAGGAACCCAAAAUGCACUCAUUGAGGUGAGCGUUGCUGAUGUGAGGGAACGUCCGUCUCGUGCAGACUGUCCCUCCCCUGGCCCUGAAGCCGCCCAGACUUUGUGUCGGGAGCGGCCGCCCUGCCCGCGUCCCCGCCCUGACUGACAGCACCUCGGAAUGACAUCAGCAAUGAUGUGAUGUGGGGCUUAUUUACGAGAGACCUCAGCCCUCGCCUGGCCCCGGUGCUGCCUUUCGCUUGGGCGCGAAACGCGGACGAUCCCACCCGAAACGCGCCGGAGGAGAGGGUGCAAAACCCGGGCGGCUCCGCCGAAGCAAUGGGCUGAGGGGAUUCGCUUCCUGGCCUGAGGAGCGGGAUAACGGUGCGGGGAGUUGGAGCCGUACCUGCUUCCCCCACCCCGGCAUGCAGGGAGAGAUGACACGGGCCAUCCGUAUCGGUUUUUUCCCUCUAUGGCACAAUUAAUUUCCAUCAAAACAAAAAUAAAAGAAACCUAAACAGUUCCAACCACGUGCUGAGGGCUCCCGUGUCCCAUUAAUGAGCUGAUUACGGUGCCAGUGGGAUGUCGGCGGGAGGAAGGAGCAGCCACCCGAAGCACCUCGGAAGGAUGCCAGCAGCAGCCUCGGCGGCGAGGAUGGAGCGGCCGUGGAGCCCCCCAAGGCGGGAGAGGAGAAAAGCCACCCUCAGGGAGGCCGGCCGGCCUCGCUGCUCCCAGAGAAGGGGAAAAAGCCUCAGCGCCGAUGCAUGGAUGGGCAGUAGGAGCCUGGUGCCAGAACCCACGGACCAAAUUAGCCGCGAGCAGCUGCCUCGGCGUAGCCAAAGGCUCGCGAAGUCUCGGGUUGCUCCGACGCCGGAGCUAAAACUGGAUCGGCCUUCGGAAAAAGCGGGCGAGAUGCCGAGGAGCAGGAGGAGGAGGAGCGAGGGCUGGGCUGCGGGAAGCCCAGGCAGGGAAGUCCUUCAACCGGUUGCUUUUUCUCCUCCAGCUGCAGCACCGUGAGUGCAAGAAGCAAGCAGGAAAAACUUCUCCUGGUCUAUUUUUUGUUACCCCUGUGGAGGAUUAGCCUGGCUGCUGAUACAGCUUUUAACUCGCCAAGUGCCUUGGAGGGAACCAGGCCAGGAGGGCGUUUGCAAGAGAGAAACUGAAAGUGCCGAGCGCCCUAUACCAGCCCAGGGCUCUGCUCAGGGCCGUUAUUGCUCUCCCUGUCUGCAAACAGCCAGGGGAUUUCCCAGCGUCUUGGCUUGGAGGAGUGUCCAGGGAAAAAUAUAAGAGCUCCGGGGCUGCGCAGAUUCCUGUCCGCAGGAGGUUUCGGUUCUUCAGCUGGACAGUUUGAAGGCAGGAGGAGCAGCCCAGCAGCCUACCCAUGAGCUCAGACUUCCAGCAUUACAGUUUCAGGAUGCCGAACAUCGGGUUCCAGAACCUGCCUCUCAACAUAUACAUCGUGGUUUUUGGCACGGCCAUCUUCGUCUUCAUCCUCAGUUUGCUUUUCUGUUGCUACUUGAUCAGGCUCAGACACCAGGCGCACAAAGAGCUUUACGCCUACAAACAGGUUAUUCUCAAGGAGAAGGUGAAGGAGCUGAACCUGCAUGAGAUCUGCGCCGUUUGCCUGGAGGAGUUCAAGCCCAAGGACGAGCUGGGGAUCUGUCCCUGUAAACAUGCCUUCCACCGAAAGUGCCUCAUCAAGUGGCUGGAGGUGCGGAAGGUGUGCCCGCUCUGCAACAUGCCGGUGCUGCAGCUGGCCCAGCUGCACAGCAAGCAGGACCCCGGCCCUCCGCAGGGCCCCCUCCCCGGCGCCGAGAACAUCGUAUAGCUCCUCCGCCGCCGCCCCGGGGACCGCCCCGCCGCCGCGGGGGCACCCCGCCGCCGCCACGGGGGGACGUGGGGACAACCAAAGCACUACGGCACCAGCACGGCAGGACGGGCGAGGACGCGGGCAGCCGGGCGCGGAGCCCAGAGCACUUUAGGGGGUGGCACGGCCCAAGCGGAUGAGCCCCGCGCCCCCAAAACCCGUCUCCGCGGAGCCGUGCCAGGCUGAGGGGUGUCGCGCUCGAGCCAGGGCUCGAUUCCCUCUGCCGGGGCAAGGAGGGGACGCUGGGUGCUCUGCAAGGCACCCUUCUCCAGCACAGCCCUUCUGCAGCGCAGGGCACGACGGAGCAGCUACCGAGCCGCCCGACGGCCUCCCGCCACGCCGCGAGGUCCCCCUGCGCACCCCAGUACGCUCCCCAGCCCCGCCGCCGUCGAAAACAAUGCUCGAAACGGGGGGGGCGGCCCCCGUCCCCUCUCCGCCGUCGGGUUAUUGGGGUCACCUUCGCAAUCCGCACCUGGAAAAUGGGGCCUGGGCCCCCCGGGGUUGGGCGCCCCCCCCUCCGAAAGGGCUCACCUGGGCAGGGGAGCCACCGGCACCCCCCCGGGAGCUGGCAGGGUGCUGGGUGCCUGGGGAGGGGGUGCGUGGGCUUCGGUUACCCCCACCCACCCCAGGGGCGGCUGCCCCCCUCCUCGGCGCGACGGGCUACCUCAGCGGGGCCGUGAGCCCACCAACGGGCACCAGCCCAGCGAAAACCAUCGGCCUCCUCCUCCUCCUCGAAACUGUGGGGUAGGGGGCGGGGGGGGCAGGCAAACCCCUCCCCGUGACCCCCACCCGGGGCGCGCUCAGGCACCAGGGCAAAGCCCCUGGCGCCCCCCUCCAGCUUCGCAACUGUUAUUCCCUUUGUUUUUUGGGGAGGGGGUGUCAGUAUUACACAGCGGCGGCUUUCACGGCCUCCCCCCAGGGCGCAGGACGGGGCACGGGGCUGGGGAAGCGCCGCGUGGUGUCCGUGUGUCUGUCCCCCCCCUCCCACCCCGUAAAUCCCCUGCGACUCCCCAGGCUGUUUAUGGAGCGUGGAGCCUCAUAGACGUGUUUGUACACUACAAAUUCUGCAGCAGAAUAUUUUUUAAAACGUUUGCGGGGUUUUUUUGUUCUGGGUUUCUUUUUUUUUUUUUUGUAAGCUAUAUUUUUGUAUAUUUAAUUGCUAUUUUAAAAUUCUAAUAAUGCAUCUUUUUUGCUAAUCACACUAUUCUUAAGGAAAAAAGAAAAACACAAAACCAACCCAACAGUUUGCAUGUGAUUUGACUUGAAAUGUAAAUAAAGGCAGUUUUUUUUUGGAA
Phalacrocorax carbo (great cormorant) is the source of this 3511-nucleotide messenger RNA. The record is from RefSeq and is a predicted model, not a curated record. Lineage: Eukaryota; Metazoa; Chordata; Aves; Suliformes; Phalacrocoracidae.